AGCAGCUCCCAAGAAUUGACCACUAACAUCUCCCACAAAGUUAAGAUGAGAUAUACCGGAUUUCAAAUCAGCUGUUGGAAAACCUUCAUGUUGUUGUGCCUCUAAUCUAUUAUUACAUACAUAGGUAUAGAUAUUUACUUGUUUCUUUUUCUUUUAUUUAAUUAAUGUCUUCCUGAAUAAUACCUGAAGUUAAUCAACGAGGCAAAGGAGAUGACAGGGAAAAAGGAAAAGGCCAGUGAGAAAAGGGAAAAGAGACUCCAAGAGAUUUCCCUUCUUAGGACCAUUCCUUAUUCUGAUCAUCAAAGGUGGUGGUCAGAAGAAACAAUUGCUAUAGUAACGGGUGCAAAUAGAGGGAUUGGGUUUGAGAUUGCAAAACAACUAGCGGGGCAUGGAUUGACUGUAAUACUAACAUCAAGGGACACAAGUGUGGGCAUUGAAGCAGCCAAGGUGUUACAAGAAGGAGGUUUCAAUGUGGAUGUCCAUCAGCUCGACAUCUUGCACGAGGAAUCCAUCUCUGAAUUUACUAAAUGGAUAAAAGAAAAAUAUGAUGGCGUUGAUAUUCUGGUAAAUAACGCAGGUGUUAACUACAAUCUUGUGUCUGGAAAUUCAAUGGAGUACGCGAAGCAGAUGAUUGAGACCAAUUAUUUUGGCACCAAAAAUAUGAUUAAAGCGAUGAUUCCAUUGAUGAGACCUUCCGCUGCUGGGGCUCGUAUUGUUAAUGUUAGCUCACGCCUAGGUAAACUAAACGGCCGCCGCAGUAGGAUUGAAGAUGAAGCUUUGAGGGAAAAGCUAAGCAAUUUAGAAACUCUAUCUGAGGAACUAAUUGACAACAUGGUGUCAACAUUUCUACAACAAGUUGAAGCUGAUACAUGGCAAUCAGGUGGAUGGCCUCAGAAAUUUACCGACUACGCUGUAUCUAAACUUGCUGUUAAUCUUUACAGUAUGCUAAUGGCUAAACAACUCUCUGAACGACCAGAAGGUGAAAAGAUAUAUAUAAAUUGUUAUUGUCCGGGAUGGGUCAGAACUGCUAUGACAAGUUGGUCCGGUAAUGUCUCGGCAGAGCAUGCCGCGGAUACCGGCGUCUGGCUUGCUUUGCUUCCCAACGAGGCCGUCACGGGGAAACUUUUUGCUGAGAGACGGGAAUUGAAAGUGUGAGACAAUGAAAAAAAAAAGGUUACAUAUUGUAGGGUUUAAAGAAGAUUUGUUGAGUUUAAAAAGUUUGAAGGAAAUUUGUUUAACUUGUGCUUGUGAAAGCUUUUGCUUUUAUUCAUGGAAACUGGAUUGUGCCAUAUUUGCUUCAACCUUCUAGUAUCUUUAUACCCAUAAUGCUACUUUUUGAAUGAGUUGAGCUUUAAAUGAACAAAAGCCUACCCUACCCAAUUCACUCAUAUACUUAUAGUUUGAGUUGCAAAUUUGUUAUGUUUAGACAACGAAAAGGAAAGUAAACAAAAAACCAUUGCUAUAUUAAAACUACUUUACUUUUUACUCCAACAAA
This is a messenger RNA of Gossypium arboreum, 1495 nucleotides long. RefSeq lists its product as uncharacterized. Bases 211 to 1155 code for a protein of 314 amino acids. The record is from RefSeq and is a predicted model, not a curated record. Lineage: Eukaryota; Viridiplantae; Streptophyta; Magnoliopsida; Malvales; Malvaceae. Gene Ontology annotation, molecular function: oxidoreductase activity, acting on the CH-OH group of donors, NAD or NADP as acceptor. Gene Ontology annotation, cellular component: membrane. The transcript is spliced from 4 exons.